AUGACUAACUAUCAUCCACAAAUUCAACAGCUGCAACAAAAACAACGCCUCUUUUGCUUAAAUAAACAGGUCUGCAAAGAUGAGAAAGAACCACGCGUCACAACUGAGAAACUUGAAACGUACCGAAAGAUGAUAAAAGCUUUGCAGGCUGACCUGGAAGAGAGCCAAGUUGAGAUAAAGCGAAUGCAGCUUAAGGAAGAAUACAAAGAAAGAGAGCUGGCAAAUUUAAAACGUGAUUUCAAGAGAAAGGAGCGAAAAUGGGAAGAAGGAAAUGCAUUCGUGGAAAAGGUUAUGGUGGAAAGAAGAGAGCUAUUGGAUGAUGUUGAUUACUUGGAAGAAAGCUUAAAGAACAGUCAAGAAAGGAAUGAAGAUCUGAUGUUUGAGGUUGAUGAGCUGAAGAUAACGAUACAGGAAAUGAACAGGGAGGAAGGGAUGGAACACAGUCGCGAUGGACGCGGACAUCUACGCGAGGAAGUAGAGCUACUAAAUGGAUCCCAGGAGUUUAAUGAACAGCGAAUAGCUCUGUUAGGGAGUCAAGUGGAAGCGUUUAAAGCCGAAAGAGAAGAGUUCUUGGAUGAUGUUGAUUACUUGGAGGAAUGUUUGAAAAACAGUCAAGAAAGAAAUGAAGAUCUGAUGUUUGAGGUUGAUGAGCUGAAGAUAUCGAUACAGGAGAUGAAAAGGGAGUACAUGAUGGAACACGGUCGCGGUGGAUGCGGGCAUCUACGUGAGGAAGUAGAGUUACUAAAUGGAUCCCUAGAGUUGAAUGAACAGCGAAUGGUUCUGUUAGAUUACCAAGUGGACGUGCUGAAAGCAGAAAGAGAAGAGUUCUUUGAUGAUGUUGAUUAUCUGGAGGAAUGUUUAAAAAACAGUCAAGAAAGAAACGAAGAUCUGAUGUUUGAGGUUGAUGAGCUGAAGAUAACGUUACAGGAAAUGAACAGGGAAUAUAUGAUGGAACAUAGUCGCGGUGGAUGCGGACGUUCACGUGAGGAAGUAGAGUUACCUAAUGGAUCCCUGGUGUUGAAUGAAGAGCAAGCAGUUUUGUUAGAGAACCAGUUCCAUGAGAUAAAAUGUGACACCUCAAAGACUUCAAUGGAUCUCAAAGAUGAAAUUGCGAAGUUACAAAAAGAAAAAUCCAAACUAUCCUCGUUACUAUCAAAGGCAUCAGAAGAAGAAAACCAGUUGUAUGAGUUAAAAUAUGAAAAGUCAAGGAUCACAAAAACAUUUGAAGAUCAUCUAACCAGGUUAAGAAGAGAGAACUGCACUUUGACUGCCAUACUAUUAAUGGCUUGCGAAAAGGAUGACCAGUUGACUGAACUGAAAGAAAAAGGAGAACUGAAGAAGCAAAAAGAGUGUGGUUCUUAUCCAGAGAAAGAGCUCUACGUGAGAAUUGGACAUCAAGAGAAUCAGAUGGUAACCAGGAGAGAAAAAGCUGCUUUACAUCAGAUAAUGUUUUUGGAUGAUGAAAGUGAUGUGGCAGCCAGUAGUCAAGGAGACACUAUGAAUAUAUGGUCAGUAAUAUUCAUUAUCAUUAUAGCGUAGUUUUAGGUAAAGCUACAACUGUUUCAGAAUCUACCUUUUACUUCAAUUUUUAUCGCUGUUAACUCAAAAAAGUUGACCGUAUAAAGAAGUCUGACUGUUGAAAGGGGGUUGGUGGUGAAAAGAAACUCGACAAAGAUUUUCGCUGGCGGAUAGGGACGCUUUUGGCCCAACUUUUUUGUCUCGAGGAUAUUCCUUUGCGGUUCUACCACCAAGCUAAGUAGAAACAAGCAAACUUGAAAAAUUUGGUGUAUAUAUAAACUGUCAAAAAAUGGGUCUGGGGUCCUGAGGCACCCUAACACUAACGCCAUAAUAACGGGAUAAUUAUAACGCCUUACUUUUGAGGUAUUUCUAAACUUUCGCCAACCUUUUCCCUGUCAUCUAUCAAUGGGUAAUUUAGUGGAAUUAAAUUUAAUGAAAGUGUUUCUUUCCUCUCAUUACAGGGUGAAUGACUCCAGGAUGGAGGAACGUUUUGAAGCAAGGGGAGAUCAACACUUCGAUCGCGUCAGUAUUACCGCUAAAGUUGACCUCACCAUGCGGAAACUCUCAGCACACGGAUCACCUAAUAUCGUUUCGAUCCUUCUCUGCAGUGUUUAAAGUUUAGCAGGAGAACUAUCAAAACAACAUAUUUGCAAAGUGAAAGAAGUGUGACGAUAUAAGACAUUUAUUUUUUUCAUUGAAAUUUUUGCAUGCAAUUGAGAUGAUAUUGAAUUUUAUUGUAGAGAAGGUAUGCUUACCUUCUAUAAAUAAAUGAAUGUAUUUUCUAAGCAUUCGUGCUUUGACAUUAAGUGUAAAUAUAUUAAAAUGUUGUAAAAAGUUGUUAACUUUUGCUCUGCGUUAGGAAAGGGGAUGGUACAGAAUAGGUGAGGGAGCAAUCUUCUCAUUACAACUCUCGGGCCCUUAGAGUCUCAGUGGACCUUCCUCAACCCCCUCCCCCUUCGCAAUAUUCGAUUUGAAUCUCUUCAAUUUUGAAUUAAUUAAAGGGUAUUAUCGUCCGGGUUCGACAGAGGGCCCAGAUUCUUCUUUGUCCCACGGUCCUGAGAGAGUGGACAACACCUCUCAAUUUGAAGAUGGAGCCCAAAUUUGA
Molecule: messenger RNA, 2623 nt
Organism: Pocillopora meandrina
Lineage: Eukaryota; Metazoa; Cnidaria; Anthozoa; Scleractinia; Pocilloporidae
Source: the annotation of a GenBank genome assembly